This is a messenger RNA of Didymella exigua CBS 183.55, 2535 nucleotides long. Its product is annotated as FAD/NAD(P)-binding domain-containing protein. The coding region runs from base 1 to 2535 and encodes 844 amino acids. Lineage: Eukaryota; Fungi; Ascomycota; Dothideomycetes; Pleosporales; Didymellaceae. Gene Ontology annotation, molecular function: FAD binding. The record is from RefSeq and is a predicted model, not a curated record. The transcript has 5 exons.
AUGAUAGCAACGGGGUUUAAGGUCAUUAUUGCCGGAGGCGGAAUUUCGGGGCUGACGCUUGCCAACGCGCUGGAGAAAGCUGGUGUUGACUACAUACUCCUCGAAGCCAGGGACGACAUCGCGCCAAUGGUCGGCGCAUCAAUCGGGAUCUUUCAGAACGGUGGUCGGAUUCUUGAUCAGCUUGGAUGCUUUGAGGCCAUCGAGCAGGAGGCCUCCCCGCUGCGGAAAACUCGAAGUCGCGACCAUCACGGCAAGCAGUUCUUCGCAAACAUCGGUAUUCAACUCGUUGAGGCUCGGUUCAAUUACCCUGCGAUGUUCGUUGAUCGACAGCAUGCUUUACGUACCCUGUACGAGAACCUUAACGAUAAGUCUAAGAUCAAAUUGCAGAAGAGGAUCUCGAAGGUCGAUCACAGCGAAAGCGGAGUCGUCGUCACUUGCAAAGACGGCACUACAAUCAGCGGCGACAUCUUGAUCGGCUGCGAUGGUGUCCACAGCGUUGUUCGCAAUGAGAUGUGGCGACUUGCUCAUCUGCAUGAGCAGAAUUUGUUCGAUCCCUCAGAUCAGAAUCUGCUCUUCGCAGAGUAUCAAUGUCUCUUCGGCAUCUCUUCUCAGACCAAGGGCAUUGUCGAAGGCGAGGUCACUGUAAACUACGACGAGGGAUUCUCUACAUUGAUCAUAGGAGGCAUGCAGAAGGUGUACUGGUUUGUGUUCAAGAAGUUGGACAAGACAUGUUGCCCUCGCUUCCCAUGGCUCUUUUUUGCGAGUACAGUUUCAACACAAGCAAGACCUUCAAGGGAGACAACCGUUCCGAUUGUCUCGUUGACUGACCAAUCUGCAGACAAAGCCAACGAGCUCCCGCGAUACACCAAAGAGGAUGCCGAAGCCUUUGCGCAAAAGAUCGAGAAGUUUCACAUCACGCCUGAGCUGACAUUUGAUGGUCUCUGGAAGAACAGGAGAACAUACACCCUAGUUCCGAUAGAAGAGGCUCAAUUGAAGCGAUGGUCCUGGGGUCGUAUCGCCUGUGUAGGUGACUGCGUCCAUAAGAUGACACCGAACAUGGGCGCAGGCGGUAACGCAGCAAUGGAGACUGCCGCUGCUCUCGCAAAUGAAGUCAAAAAAAUGGUCAAUACGGCCGAGAAGGGGAAGCCAAGCUACGAGACCAUCAAAACUCACCUUGGAAACUACCAGGCGCUCCGGGACAUCCGUCUGACAGCCGUGCUGAAGGCUGCAAAUCGCCUGACACGCCUGCACGCGCUCGCAACACUCAAAGAUAAGAUCUUUGCAUUCUGGGUCCUCCCUAAUGCUGGCGACUUUUUCACGAAUCUUACGUGUGAUAUGAUCACUGGCGCUGUCAAGCUUGACUACUUGCCUACACCUGCACGAUCACUGCACGGUACCAUGCCUUUCAACCCUUCUCAAGGGCUUGGCCAGACUGAAUCAAAGCUAUGUAGAGCCGUCCGAGGUCUGCCUUUCCUGGGUAUAAUGGCUGCUGCACUCUACUUCAUGUGGAGCGUAUGUCUACCACCCGUGGUCGAGCGCAUCGGCAACAUUAUAGAGCAGGGCGUGCACAAUCAGAUCGGUGAAGCUGUUCAUGUCGAGACGUUACAAAGCUUCUACGGCGUCGAGUUUCUUGACAGCAGAUAUAGAGCAUUCGUUGCAUGCUUUGCCUCGAUCCAGUUCGUCGACCUUGCUUGCAGCUGGCAAAGCCUCAGCUUUCUGACCGAUGGCGGGAUCGUGUACUCCAUCCUGCUCAUCGAGAGUUCCCGGAGGGCGAAUAUCCUGACCUUGUCCUAUGCUCCCAUCAUCCUCGGCUACAACAUGCAAUUCUUCGGCAUCGGCGUCCUGAUGGCCCUCUGGUGCCUAGUCCACUACAUCCAGUCUCCUAUUGAGAACUUCCGCGCCCGCGACAUGCGCCUCACUGACCUCUCCUACACCGCGUCCGUUCUCCCCGUCAUGCUGCUAACGUACUACUUACCCAACUUCGUCUCAUUCUCUUCCUGGAUCGAUCCCACCACGCGCCACGCAGCGGACUGGAUAUGGCAGCCCUUCGCCGUCUGGACGACAAUUCUGCAGUUUGUGCUCAAGAAGACCGUCAUGUCGGAUACGGUGGUGAAGGACCAAAUGAAAAAUCCGAGCAGGGAUCUGCCCGUGAUCAAGUACACCAUUUACUCACUUUGUGCAAUAUCGACGGCGACGUGGUGGUAUACGCUUUACGCCGCGCCCUUUCCGCCUUGGGUGCUGUUCGUCCCGGACCUCACCGUUGUAAAGACGGGCGAUGAGUUCAUCCGCACGUUUUUGCAGUUUGAUGAGAUUUUCUCUUUUGGGGCAUGUUUUUUAUGGCUGCUAUAUUUGUUCGGAGAUCUCAAGAGGGUGGGCAUGGUAGGUGCUAGCUGGGUCAGCAUUGUUGUUAGAGGGUUGAUCACGCUUGUGGUUGCGGGUCCGGGUGUGACGGUUGGCCUGGGCUGGUGGUGGAGGGAGCAGAUUCUGGCUACGAAGUGGCAUAGAGAUGCUGUUGUGGUGAGGAAGUCGAAGUGA